Balaenoptera musculus (blue whale) is the source of this 6072-nucleotide messenger RNA. It is a transcript of the gene GLI3, whose product is annotated as GLI family zinc finger 3. Lineage: Eukaryota; Metazoa; Chordata; Mammalia; Artiodactyla; Balaenopteridae. Gene Ontology annotation, biological process: regulation of transcription by RNA polymerase II; smoothened signaling pathway. Gene Ontology annotation, molecular function: DNA-binding transcription factor activity, RNA polymerase II-specific; RNA polymerase II cis-regulatory region sequence-specific DNA binding. The transcript is spliced from 15 exons. Gene Ontology annotation, cellular component: nucleus. The record is from RefSeq and is a predicted model, not a curated record. Bases 106 to 4887 code for a protein of 1593 amino acids.
GGGGACCCGGCGGGCGGGGAAGCGCGGGCACCCGGCGCGGCCUGCAGGGAGCGAGAAAGCAAAAGGGUUCCUGGUCGCCCAGAGCUGAAGUAAUGAGAAGGCGUCAUGGAGGCCCAGUCCCAGAGCUCCACGACCACUGAGAAGAAGAAAGUGGAGAAUUCCAUAGUGAAAUGCUCCACUCGACCAGAUGUCAGCGAGAAAGCCGUGGCCUCCAGCACCACUUCCAAUGAGGAUGAAAGUCCUGGACAGACCUAUCACAGAGAGAGAAGAAACGCAGUCACUAUGCAGCCUCAGAGCGUCCCGGGGCUCGGCAAGAUCAGUGAGGAACCUUCGACGUCCAGUGACGAGAGGGCCUCGCUGAUCAAGAAGGAGAUCCAUGGGUCCCUGCCCCACCUGGCCGAGCCCUCUGUCCCCUACCGCGGGGCUGUGUUUGCCAUGGACCCCAGGAACGGCUACAUGGAGCCCCACUACCACCCUCCUCAUCUCUUUCCUGCAUUCCAUCCUCCUGUACCAAUCGAUGCAAGACACCAUGAGGGCCGUUACCAUUACGAUCCGUCUCCGAUCCCUCCGUUGCAUGUGCCUUCUGCCUUAUCUAGUAGCCCCACGUAUUCCGACCUGCCCUUCAUCAGGAUCUCCCCGCAUCGGAAUCCCGCUGCAGCUUCUGAGUCCCCGUUCAGCCCUCCGCAUCCCUACAUCAACCCCUACAUGGACUACAUCCGGUCCCUGCACAGCAGCCCGUCCCUCUCCAUGAUUUCGGCCGCCCGCGGGCUGAGCCCCACAGAUGCCCCCCACGCUGGAGUCAGCCCAGCAGAAUACUAUCAUCAGAUGGCUCUGUUAGCCGGCCAGCGCAGUCCCUACGCAGACAUCAUCCCCUCUGCUGCCACCGCCGGCGCAGGGGCCAUCCACAUGGAGUAUCUUCAUGCCAUGGAUAGCACCAGAUUCCCCAGCCCCCGGCUGUCAGCCAGGCCAAGCCGAAAACGUACACUGUCCAUUUCACCACUGUCUGAUCAUAGCUUUGACCUUCAGACCAUGAUUAGGACGUCUCCCAACUCCUUGGUCACCAUUCUCAAUAAUUCCCGCAGCAGCUCUUCAGCAAGUGGCUCCUACGGCCACUUAUCUGCAAGUGCAAUCAGCCCUGCCCUGAGCUUCACCUACCCUUCUGCACCCGUGUCUCUCCAUAUGCAUCAGCAGAUCUUAAGCCGACAGCAGAGCUUAGGCUCGGCCUUUGGACACAGUCCUCCGCUCAUCCACCCUGCCCCAACCUUCCCGACACAGAGGCCUAUUCCCGGGAUCCCUACGGUCCUCAACCCUGUCCAGGUCACCUCCGGCCCUUCCGAGUCCUCACAGAACAAGCCCACGAGUGAGUCCGCUGUGAGCAGCACCGGCGACCUAGUACAUAACAAACGCUCCAAGAUCAAACCCGACGAAGACCUCCCCAGCCCGGGGCCUCGGGGCCAGCAGGAACAGCCUGAAGGGACAACCCUGGUGAAGGAGGAAGGGGACAAAGAUGAAAGCAAACAGGAGCCUGAAGUCAUCUACGAGACAAACUGCCACUGGGAAGGCUGUUCUCGGGAGUUCGACACCCAGGAGCAGCUGGUGCAUCAUAUAAAUAACGACCAUAUCCAUGGAGAAAAGAAGGAGUUCGUGUGCCGGUGGCUAGAUUGCUCGAGAGAACAGAAACCCUUCAAAGCCCAGUACAUGUUGGUAGUGCACAUGCGCAGGCACACGGGGGAGAAGCCUCACAAAUGCACUUUUGAAGGUUGCACAAAGGCCUACUCGAGACUCGAAAACUUGAAAACACACUUGAGAUCUCACACUGGAGAGAAACCGUACGUCUGUGAGCACGAAGGUUGCAACAAGGCUUUCUCGAAUGCCUCUGAUCGCGCCAAGCACCAGAAUAGGACACAUUCCAACGAGAAACCGUACGUGUGCAAAAUCCCCGGCUGCACCAAGCGCUACACAGACCCCAGCUCCCUCCGGAAACACGUGAAGACCGUGCACGGCCCAGAGGCUCACGUCACCAAGAAGCAGCGUGGGGACGUGCACCCCAGGCCCCCGGCGCCACGAGAUUCCGGCGGCCACUCACAGUCUAGGUCACCCGGCCGGCAGACUCAGGGAGCCCUCGGGGAGCAGAAGGGCCUCAGCAACACUACCUCAAAGCGGGAAGAAUGCCUCCAAGUGAAAACGGUCAAGGCGGAGAAGCCCAUGACAUCUCAGCCAAGCCCUGGUGGUCAGUCUUCAUGCAGCAGCCAACAGUCCCCCAUCAGCAACUAUUCCAACAGUGGGCUCGAGCUUCCUCUAACCGAUGGAGGUGGUAUGGGCGACCUCAGUGCCAUCGACGAAACCCCAAUCAUGGACUCGACCAUUUCCACUGCAACCACAGCCCUCGCUUUGCAAGCCCGGAGGAACCCGGCAGGGACCAAAUGGAUGGAGCACGUCAAGCUAGAAAGACUCAAACAAGUGAAUGGAAUGCUUCCGCGACUGCAUCCCAUUCUACCCCCCAAAGCCCCUGCGGUCUCUCCUCUCAUAGGAAACGGCACGCAGCCCAGUACCAGCUGCAGUCUGGGCGGGCCCCCGCCGCUUCUCCCGAACAGAAGCGACCUUUCUGGGGUGGACAUCACCAUGCUGAACCUGCUCAACCGCAGAGACAGCAGCGCCAGCACCAUCAGCUCCGCCUACCUGAGCAGCCGCCGCUCCUCCGGCAUCUCGCCCUGCUUCUCCAGCCGCCGCUCCAGCGAGGCGUCCCAGGCCGAGGGGCGCCCCCAGAACGUGAGCGUGGCCGACUCCUACGACCCCAUCUCCACCGACGCGUCGCGCAGGUCCAGCGAGGCCAGCCAGGGCGACGGGCUGCCCAGCCUGCUCAGCCUCACGCCCGCCCAGCAGUACCGCCUGAAAGCCAAGUACGCCGCUGCCACGGGCGGUCCGCCGCCCACCCCGCUGCCCAACAUGGAGAGGAUGAGCCUCAAGACCCGGAUGGCCCUGCUGGGCGAUGGCAGGGAGCCCGCGGGCACCCUGCCUCCCGUACAUCCUCCCCGGAGAUGCAGCGACGGCGGGGCCCACGGCUACGGGCGGCGCCCGCUGCUGCCCCAGGAUGCGCUGGGCAACGGCGUGAGAAGAGCCAGCGACCCGGUGCGGACGGCCUCUGAGAGCCUCUCGCUGCCCCGGGCGCAGCGAUUCAACAGCCUUAACAGCUUCAACCCUCCGGUGUUGCCUCCAUCCCUGGAGAAGCGUAAUCUAGUGCUUCAGAACUACACGCGGCCAGACGGGGGCCAGUCCCGACCCUUCCACGCGUCUCCCUGUCCCCCGAGCAUUACUGAGAACGUCACCCUGGAGUCCCUGACCAUGGACGCCGAUGUGAGCCUGAACGAUGAGGAUCUCCUGCCCGACGACGUGGUGCAGUAUUUAAACUCCCAGAACCCGGUCGGGUAUGAGCAGCACUUCCCGGGCACCGUCUCUGAUGACAGCAAAGUGCCCCACGGGCCCGGCCUGGGGAGCGGGCCCGGCGACUUUGACCCACUUGGGCUGCCCGGCAGCCAUGCCAGCCAGCAGUAUCGCGGGCUGGAACCGCCCUGCACCGAUGCCGGGAAAUCCGAGCUGCCCAUUCAGUGGAACGAAGUCAGCUCAGGCAGCGCCGACCUGUCCUCCUCCAAGCUGAAAUGCGGCCCGCGGUCCACAGCGCAGCAGGCCCGCGCCUUCGCGUUGUACGGCCACGUGGGCGUCCACCCACAGAAUCCCUUGAGGAGCGGGGCUGGCCCGGCUGGGGGGUAUCCGACCCCCGGCGAGCACGGCAGCUCCUUCGGGGGCCCGGAGCACUUGGUGAGCCACGGCGGCGGCGGCGGCGGCGGCGGAGCUGCGGGCACCAGCGGGAACGCCUUCCACGAACAGCCCUAUAAGGCCCAGCAGUAUGGAAACUGCCUGGCCCGGCAGCCCGGCUCCCCCGGCUUGCUCGACGGGGCCUGCGGUGCCGGGAUCCAGGCAGCAAAGCUGAAAAGCAUCCCCACGCCAGGCAGCGGGAGCCAGCCGGAUUUUGGCCUGUCGGUAGCACCGAACGAGUCAGCCGGCAGCACGGGGAAUGGCAUGCCCAGCCCAGACCCGGUGGGACAGGGGUACCUGGCGCAUCAGCUGCUUAGUGACAGCAUGCACCCCCAGGGGGCAGGCCGCCCCGGGCAGCACGUGCUGGGGCACGGCAGCGCUACCUCACAUAUCCACGUCUAUCAAGGGCCAGAAAGCGGCCUGCCAGGGCCUCCCAGCACCGGCAUCCAGCUGUCAAGCUUGGCAGCCGUCAGGGGCUACCAGCCGUGUGCCAGCUACGGGGGCGGCCGGCGCCAGGUUGGGCCGAGGGGCGGCCUCGCUCUGCAGCCAGGACAGCUCAGCGACCCAAGUCAGACCUGCAGGGUGAACGGCAUCAAGGUGGAGAUGCCAGGGCAGCCCCAUCAGCUCUAUUCGAAUGUGCAGAGUUACUCUGGUCAGUUCUAUGACCAAACCAUGGGCUUCGGUCAGCAAGACAUGAAAACCGGGUGCUUCUCCGUGUCAGAAGCCAGCUGCCUGCUCCAGGGGGCGAGCGCCAAAAACUCUGAAUUACUCUCCCCAGGUGCUAACCAGGUGACGAGCACAGUGGACAGCCUCGACAGCCAUGACCUGGAAGGGGUGCAGAUUGACUUCGAUGCUAUCAUAGAUGACGUGGACCACGCCAGCCUGAUGUCAGGAGUCCUGAGCCCAAGCAUCAUUCAGAACCUCUCUCAUAGCUCCUCCCGGCUCACGACGCCACGCGCCGCCCUCCCGUUGCCAGCUCUGUCUCUGAGCACCACCAACAUGGCAAUCGGGGACAUGAGUUCUCUGCUGACCUCCCUCGCGGAAGAAAGCAAAUUCCUUGCAGUUAUGCAGUAGGCAUUAGGGGGAAAAAAAAAAAGAAAAAAAAAAAAGACUGCCAAGAGACCUGAAACUUUAGGAGUUUAAAAGAUUAAAUUGACCCUUUUUUUUUUUUUGGCUGUUUCGUUUUUGUUUUUUUUUAGUUCUGUAUAUGUUUUAGCAAUCUCAUCUCACCUAACUGGGAUGUGUUUCAAGUAUAUUCCUUUUAUGGAAAAGGACUCUGAAAAACCCUAAAGUAUUCUAGGGAGAAACUGUCUUCCAUUUCAGUUUUGAAUCAGUAUUGUUACACUCGAAACACCCUCUUUUUUUAAAAAACUGUAAGCCCGCCCUCCCCCCCCCCUUUUUUUUUUAGUAAACCGGUGUAAAUGUGUGGUGUGCACGUUCUUUCUUUUUGGAGAGAGGGCAAAGGAAAGGAUUUGACAGGUUUCUCUGUUACUCCAAGGAAAUAGGAAUUGGUGUGCUUGUGACCAAGGGGUUACACUUCCAGCUUUUUUCCAUUUUCCUUUACAUACGUUCAACGUUUGUUUUUGUGUUUUGUUUCUUUUGUUUUUUUAAUUCCCACACUGGGCACGAGAAUCAGAACAUGGAGAGUGAGUUUGGGAAUCCAUGGAGAGUGAGUUUGGGAAUCUCUUGUGAGCGUACUGUAUCAGAGGUCACAGGUUUUUGAGACACUCCUCGCCCACAGUUCAGUUCAGAGCAUGCUUUAGACAGAUACACACAGGUCGAAAUUUGGGACUCUUGCACAUGACAUGGUGUGCCCACCAUUGGGGUUUAAAAUUCUUCCUGUCCAUACACGAGCUUAGGGUGGGUACGUGUAUACGACAGUUCUCAGUUAUCGACCUUGCCUCCUCUCUCUCUUUCUGUCCGUGAAUGUUCAGUGCUCUUCCAGGGAGACGGGGAAGGGCGCUGGGUGACACUCAGACAUGCUAUUACUUUCAUCUGUUCUGGUAAGAAGGUAGGUGGAUUGCAGAUUCAAGCUACUGUGGAGAAUUUGUUUUGGGGAAUAUUUGUGGGUUUGCAUAUUUGUUGAUAGUUCCAUCUCUUGCCCCGUUUUCAUAGAUAACUGAGAAUUGAUGAUAUCUAGUUCUGAGUAUAUAGGUACUUAACCCCACAGCUGGCUAUGUCAUUAACAUAUGUUAAUUCCACUAUAGCGAAGGAGUAUUUCUAUUCUAAGUGCCCUAUUUUAGGGGAUUUAUAAAACUU